Messenger RNA from Sorex fumeus (smoky shrew), 2503 nucleotides. It is a transcript of the gene DNM1L, whose product is annotated as dynamin 1 like. Gene Ontology annotation, cellular component: cytoplasm; mitochondrion; membrane. The record is from RefSeq and is a predicted model, not a curated record. Lineage: Eukaryota; Metazoa; Chordata; Mammalia; Eulipotyphla; Soricidae. Gene Ontology annotation, molecular function: GTPase activity; microtubule binding; GTP binding. The transcript is spliced from 21 exons. Gene Ontology annotation, biological process: mitochondrial fragmentation involved in apoptotic process; mitochondrial fission. Bases 56 to 2317 code for a protein of 753 amino acids.
GGCGCGGCGCGCGGGCCGCCCCCAUUCAUUGCGGCGGGCGGGCGGGGUCGGCACCAUGGAGGCGCUCAUCCCGGUCAUCAACAAGCUGCAGGACGUGUUCAACACGGUGGGCGCCGACAUCAUCCAGCUGCCGCAGAUCGUGGUGGUGGGCACGCAGAGCAGCGGGAAGAGCUCGGUGCUGGAGAGCCUGGUGGGCCGGGACCUGCUUCCGCGGGGCACCGGCAUCGUCACCCGGAGGCCCCUCAUCCUGCAGCUGGUGCAUGUGGCGCCCGAGGACCAGCGCAAGACGGCCGGCGAGGACAACGACCCUGCCGCCUGGAAAAACGCAAGACACCCCAGCAAAGGGGUCGAGGCGGAAGAAUGGGGGAAGUUUCUCCACACCAAGAACAAGCUUUAUACAGAUUUCGAUGAGAUUCGACAAGAAAUCGAAAAUGAAACGGAAAGGAUUUCGGGGAAUAAUAAGGGCGUGAGCCCCGAGCCCAUCCACCUGAAGAUCUUCUCACCCAACGUCGUCAACCUGACACUCGUGGACUUGCCCGGAAUGACCAAGGUGCCCGUGGGGGACCAGCCCAAGGACAUCGAGCUGCAGAUCCGGGAGCUCAUUCUCCGCUUCAUCAGCAACCCCAACUCCAUCAUCCUCGCCGUCACGGCCGCCAACACGGACAUGGCCACCUCCGAGGCGCUGAAGAUCUCCAGGGAGGUGGACCCGGACGGCCGCAGGACCCUGGCUGUGAUCACCAAGCUCGACCUCAUGGACGCGGGCACGGACGCCAUGGACGUGCUGAUGGGAAGGGUCAUCCCAGUCAAGCUGGGCAUCAUCGGGGUCGUCAACAGGAGCCAGCUGGACAUCAACAAUAAGAAGAGUGUCACGGACUCGAUCCGUGACGAGUACGCGUUCCUGCAGAAGAAGUACCCGUCCCUGGCCACCAGGAACGGGACCAAGUACCUCGCCCGCACUCUGAACAGGCUGCUGAUGCACCACAUCCGCGACUGCCUGCCCGAGCUGAAGACCAGGAUCAACGUCCUGGCCGCCCAGUACCAGUCGCUCCUGAACAGCUACGGCGAGCCGGUGGACGACAAGAGCGCCACCCUGCUCCAGCUCAUCACCAAGUUCGCCACGGAGUACUGCAACACCAUCGAGGGGACGGCCAAGUACAUCGAGACGUCGGAGCUGUGUGGCGGUGCCAGGAUCUGCUACAUUUUCCACGAGACCUUUGGGCGGACCUUGGAGUCCGUGGACCCGCUGGGCGGCCUGAACACCAUCGACAUCCUGACGGCCAUCAGGAACGCCACGGGCCCCCGGCCGGCGCUCUUCGUGCCCGAGGUCUCCUUCGAGCUGCUGGUGAAGCGGCAGAUCAAGCGGCUGGAGGAGCCGAGCCUGCGCUGCGUGGAGCUGGUGCACGAGGAGAUGCAGCGCAUCAUCCAGCACUGCAGCAACUACAGCACGCAGGUGCGGGGCCAGGAGCUGCUGCGCUUCCCCAAACUCCACGACGCCAUCGUGGAAGUGGUGACCUGCCUCCUCCGCAAGCGGCUGCCGGUCACCAACGAGAUGGUCCAUAACUUGGUGGCCAUCGAGCUGGCUUACAUCAACACAAAGCACCCCGACUUCGCAGACGCCUGUGGUCUGAUGAACAAUAAUAUAGAGGAGCAGAGGAGGAACAGGCUGGCCAGGGAACUGCCUUCAGCCGCGUCGCGAGACAAGUCCUCUAAGGCUCCCGGCGCCCUGGCACCCGCCCCCCAGGAGCCCUCCCCCGCUGCUUCUGCCGAGGCCAACGGCAAGUCAAUUCAGGACAGCAGGAGAGAGACUAAACAUGCGGCGCCGGGGGCCGGGGGAGUUGGGGACGCCGUGCAGGAGCCCGCGGCCGGCAGCUGGCGAGGCAUGCUGAAGACGUCCAAGGCCGAGGAGCUGCUGGCCGAGGAGAAGUCGCAGCCGCUUCCCAUCAUGCCGGCCAGCCCGCAGAAGGGCCACGCGGUGAACCUGCUGGACGUGCCUGUCCCCGUGGCCCGGAAGCUGUCCGCCCGCGAGCAGCGUGACUGCGAGGUGAUUGAGCGGCUCAUCAAGUCCUAUUUCCUCAUCGUACGGAAGAACAUCCAGGACAGCGUGCCCAAGGCGGUCAUGCACUUCCUGGUGAACCACGUGAAGGACACACUCCAGAGCGAGCUGGUCGGGCAGCUGUACAAGGCCUCGCUGCUGGACGAGCUGCUCACCGAGUCCGAGGACAUGGCCCAGCGCAGGAAGGAGGCUGCGGACAUGCUGAAGGCCCUACAGGGAGCCGGCCAGAUCAUCGCCGAGAUCCGAGAGACCCACCUCUGGUGACGCCCACUGCCCGAGCAGCGUGUAUUUAUGGACUCCGCGCCGGCUGUCCCCAGGUUUACUCUACCGCACGAGUCACAUGUAACCCAAUAAACGGCUCUAAGGUUCCCCGUACACACACACCCAGUCUGUCCCGCCCUGGAAGACGCCCGCCCCCACGCGCCCUGUGGGCACUCAGCUUCCUGCUGA